AGUGUCGUACACCACUCGUUCUUGCGCAUUCGCUAGUUUUUACACGAUUGUGUUGCGCACUCGCUAGUUUUUGCACGACCUGUUCCGCGCUCGGCAGGAAACUCUAUUAAUUUUGAAGACGAAUAGAAAUAAGAGCCGUGUUGCGAUGAGCCCUCCACUGAUCUAGGUCGUUUCUGUUACUUUUUUCGAUUUGGAAUUUAGUUUCACUUAACUUGUUUUGUCUCCGCUGAGAUAUCAACAAUCAAAAUGCAGCUACAAAGAUUUUUCUUGGAUCAGGUGGAAACGGCACCACGCUCGUGGUCUUCAGACUUUGCUCAACUUCAACUACAUCUUGCACCGCCACACCAGCCAGAUCUACUCCAUAGUUGUUCCUCCGGGCCUGGGUUGCACUAUGGUGAUGCUUUGGCAACGACGGGGACAACAGGAGUAGUACACCACGUCGCCUCCGGAGGCUCUGAUCAUCAGUGCGGUCUUCACCUUCGAGCAAGAACGUCCUUCUUCGGGUCGGCGACGGUAUGCACUGCAAAAGCGUCGUACUAGUAUAAAUUGCAUAUACAAAUUUCCCCAAGAACAAAAAUGCAAUUUGUCAUGCUAUUUCAGGUAGAAAGUUAGUUGGAUUUGUCAUGCAUAUCUGCAAUUAGUACGAGUGCGAUACUUUUGCACAGGAUAGACGGCGUCGAUGAACCACGAUGAACAAGUCGCAAAUGGGGCUUGUUCCGAGCACAGGAAGAUUUCCAGGAGGAGGGUGUCAUCUACAACGAGUUUCUGUUUAACCGCAGCUCCCGGUGCCUCGUCAUCGUCUUGCGCAGUCCCCGCAGCAGUUGAUUCUGAGGAACACCAGCACCAACACGCGUCGUCAUUCGAUAACACCAGCGCGACUGUGUCAAAGUCGGUCCGGAUAUUACGCCGAAGUAGAUCAACAUCCUCUCACGGGGGACUACACCUGCACCACAAGCGCGAACUCCACACUGCUUUUUGGAUCGACGGGCUGAUUUGGCUCAUCAAGCUGCCGUUUUCGAGCGGUCUCGACGGGAUCAGGGGCACGGGCGCGGACAGUGAGGGGUGGAAGAUGACGCCCUUCGAUUCGUACAGCCUGUCCGAUCCCGGCACCGGACAGGGGUCCAUGCCUAACUUUCCCUCCCGCCUGUUGACCAACAAGGAGAUCGAAGGGGGCGGUAUCCCAGCGGGUGGGAUGUUCGGGAAAUCCCCGGGGUUUUUGGAAAAGCCGCCGAUAACGACGAAGAAAAUCAUGGACGCGAAAAUGACUGCGGCGAGGUACACGCCCUGGGUAUGCAUGCUUGCAAAAUAUGUCCUCGUCCGGGUCUCCUGGAUGGUGAGUGCAUAGAUAGGUUGCUUAUGCUUGGCCGGCAGGAGAGAACUACUACGGCCUGUCAGGCCUAUUGCGACAUCUUCAUUGACACGGCCCGCCCUUCUCUUAUGCAUGACGUAGUUUGUCAUUCGCGUUCGCGUUGCGCAAGACAUCGCAACUCAAAAACUUGUCAGGCUGGUGCUUACCGCAUCCUCCAGAGGACCCAGAUGACACAUAAUUUGAGUACAAUCCAUACUAUGGCGCUGUCUCCAACGUGGUGAACGACACGGUGAUAUGAAUUGCAAAAGUAUCGUACUAUUAGUAAUUGCAUUACAAAUUACCUUAGCAUUACAAAUGGAAUUUGUAAUGCUGUUUUACCUUGGGACGGCGACGGAGAUUUGUAAUGCAUAAUUGCAAUUACUACGAGUACGAUGCUUUUUCACAGGAUAGGUGAUCGUGGCGUCCGACCCGGAACUUAUGGAAUUCUCAAACGUUCCUUGCAAUUACAUUGUUUGCUGUAUGUAUGAUUUGUCACGCAACUAAAUCAGCCUCCACACAGUGACGAACAUCAAAUAGAAGCUGCUUCGGCUUCGCAUUUUACAACUACAAAUUCUUGCAGCAGUUGUAAAAAACCAUCAUGGGAUCUUCCUGUGCCGAAUUUAUUGUGGUGCGAGACGUGCAACUACAAGCUCCCUCCUUUCAGUUUUGCGAUUCUACUUCCGUCAUAAAUUCAUGCAACAGCAGCUACUGGUGUUGGAACGUUUAAGAACUUCUGGAUAGAACUCCGCAAAAAUUUCGGAAAGAACUGGGCAGACCGGGCCGGGGCGGGGUACAAGAGGGAUAUGAAGUUUCUGAAGGAAAACGUCGUCGACCCGGUGGCCCACGAGAUAGAGAAGGCGGCGAAAUGGUCCGCGAACUAUUUCACCGGCCUAAACCUGUACGACCUCGAGACGCGCGCUGAGGAACCUGUGCACGAAGAAGACGAGGCGGCUGCCGUCGCGGACCUCCCAAAAGUCAACGAAGAAUCCCAACUGAACGCGGCGGCGGUCGCGGACUUCUCCGAGGGCGUUCUGCGGUCGGCGAAAUACGUGGCCGCCGCCUCCGACGCGAUGAGUUGGGGCACCAGCGGCUUGCGCGAGGGCGCCCAGUUCGAGGUGGGGACGGGCGCGGAAAAAGUCCCGCGGCUGUACGACGGCGACUUUGCUCUGAUGGCCGGGCGACAGAAGCUCCAGGUGAAGGCCCGGGAGCGAGCCAUUGCGAAGGCGGUGGAAGAAGGGGCGAUCACAGCAGAUCAGGCCAAGCAGAUCCAGCCCGCGGGCGCGAUUCCGGCAGCUUCGAAGGCGAUCACCACCGACGAUAUCAAGCAGAAAAAAGUGAUUUUCUCUACGUUGGCUAUUAAUAACGGAAAAAAUUGUCAUGCAAGAUCAAGAAGAAGAACGCACGGUAUAAAAAGCAAAAAAAUAGACGAUCUUCUAGUGCCCCUAGCGCUAGAAGCAUUCUUUCAUGAUAUACAAAAUCCCGAAAAUAAAACCUGGCAUGAUGCCCUGCUGCAAUCAGUAAGUGAGUACCGAUUUUGAAGACGUGAGCACAACUUUUCUGGUCGAUAGACGAGAUGGCGGAGCAGGAAUUUCAGAACCAGCCGGCAGUGCGUAUGGCCUCGUCAGCUGUUGGAACAAUCUCAACUGGAAUUGCAACGAUUUUUUGUGACGCAAAAUGUUACGCACGCGCUGUGGUCAACAAAAUAGCUCUGUGGGAAGAGCUUAGCAUGACAAAGUAGCUCUGACAGUCGAAGAUCCGGGUCCGGCACGAAGGAAAAUAUUUACUUAUAAUCCGUACGAAUAAAUUAUUUCUUGCCAUACUAAGUCAAAGACACAGCGGCAAGGACGUCGCGGCUCUGUGUCAUAAAUCGACUGAUGUACAACUAGAAGUAGAUGUUGUUACAGUUGAAACAGUUCCAGCUUUGACCAGGCCAUAAUGCGAGAGUACCGCAAGAAAUGCGGAUUGGCAAUCUCGACCCCGUUUGGCCAGGUAAUGGAGGGCGCGGGGUCCGGAGAGGGUUUUGUGGAUUACGACGCAUCCUGCAGUCAGGGAGGGCCGCCAGGGUACGUACAGAUGACGCGGUAAUUUACAUGAUCCGAACUCGAAAAAUGAAGAGAGC
Amoebophrya sp. A120 is the source of this 3467-nucleotide messenger RNA. NCBI's taxonomy places the organism in Eukaryota, Dinophyceae, Syndiniales, Amoebophryaceae. The record is from the annotation of a GenBank genome assembly.